GGUCGGAGGAGUGAGCCAUCCAGGCUGAGGAGAGACAAAGCAGCGCCAGCACGAAUCACCUCAGACUGCACCAUCUUCAUCAUCAUCAUCAUCUUCACCAGCACCACCACCACUGUCACCUCAGCAGCAGCAGUGUGCAGGUUUCCCGCGGUGUUGAGAGGCGACGUCGGGCUGACUCGGGAUCAGCCCAUGCAGGAGGAUGGAGAUAGAGAAGAGGACGAAUGGGUUCGACUACCCGGAAAGAAACAACACCAAGUCCGUCAACGACUUUUACACUGACCAUCCGAUGGAGUCUGAACAGAAUGACAGCAUGGAUGCAAUCAAUGAAAGUAAUCUAGAUGAUCCAGCUGACCAGCGUACUUGCCUUAUCUGUGGAGAUCGUGCCACAGGCCUGCACUAUGGCAUCAUCUCUUGUGAGGGCUGCAAGGGCUUCUUCAAGCGCAGCAUCUGUAACAAGCGUGUGUACCGCUGCAGCCGUGACAAGAACUGUGAGAUGUCACGCAAGCAGCGCAACCGCUGCCAGUACUGCCGCCUGCUCAAGUGUCUGCAAAUGGGGAUGAACCGCAAAGCAAUCAGGGAGGAUGGCAUGCCAGGAGGGAGGAACAAAAGCAUCGGGCCUGUUCAGAUCACGGAGGAGGAGAUAGAGCGGAUCAUGUCAGGGCAGGAGUUCAAGGAGGAUGCCCCGGAGCACAACUGGGGCAACAACGGUGACAGUGACCACAGCUCUCCAAGCAAUGGAGCUUCAGAGGGCAACCAGCCAUCACCUGCCUCCACUCUGUCAUCCAAUCGCUCUGUGGAAAUGAACGGCUACACGGCAGCCCUCAGGGACCAGUACAUCAACACCUCCAUGUCCACACACUACCAGCUCCUGCCUCACCUGUUCAGUUAUGCUGCCCAGUCAGGCCUGCUGGCCCCCCAGCCCCGCAGCAUCUACCCACAGUCCCACCCCCUGGUGCUGCAGCUGGUGGCAGCUGAAGAUCUGGCCCCACUGGCCACACCUAUGCUCAUAGAAGACGGGUACAAGGUGACGCAGGUGGAGCUGUUCUCCCUGCUGUGUCGCCUGGCAGAUGAGUUGCUCUUCCGUCAGAUCUCCUGGAUUAAGAAGCUGCCAUUCUUCUGCGAGCUUUCCAUAGAGGACUACACCUGCCUGCUAAGCUCCACCUGGCAGGAGCUCAUCCUGCUCUCCUGCCUGACUAUCUACAGUGCCCAGAUCUUCGGAGACCUGGCUGACAUCACUGCCAAGUAUACACCGUCUGAUGACGAGCUGCAGGGCUUCAGUGAGGAUGGGAUGGAAGUCAUGGAGAGGUUGAUAUAUCUGUUUCGUAAGUUCCACCAGUUGAAGAUCAGUAAUGAAGAGUAUGCAUGUAUGAAGGCCAUCAACUUCCUCAACCAAGAUAUCAGAGGACUGUCCAACACCUCCCAGCUUGAGCAGCUGAACAAGCGCUACUGGUAUGUGUGUCAGGACUACACUGAGUACAAGUACCCGCACCAGCCCAAACGCUUUCCUGAAAUCAUGAUGUGUCUGCCGGAGAUCCGCUGCAUCGCAGGAAAGUUGGUGAAUGUCCCUCUGGAGCAGCUCCCGCUCUUGUUCAAAGCAGUCUUGCACUCCUGCAAAUCCAGCCUGACCAGCUACAGGACCGGCCCAUUGCCCUGCGUGACCACCUCCGCAGGAAACUAGACCCCCCGACACGCAGAGUCGAGGGAUUGGUCCCCUCCCUUGUGAAUGUGACAAGCAGCUAGUUUGUUUUUUGUAACUUUUUUCUUUAUAUAUUUAUUACAUGACAGAGCUGAAUGUAUGCUGAUUUACACUGUGCACAUGCUUCUGUACAAAACAAAUGCUCGUAGAUGCAUUGGUCUUUGGAGUUUACAAGUGUGUAUCCAGUUUGCUCAAUGUGUCGGUGUUGCCAUUGUUAGAACUAGACUUUAAGAGAGUUUAUUUUAUUCAGACGGGGGCGGAUAGACACGUGAUGAGUGUUUUGAGACUACCUCAGGAAGAUGUUAUGAUGUUAUGUAUUUUCAGGUACCUUUUUUUGCUGUUAAAUGAAGAGAGGCCCAAAACCAAAUUCCUGUGGAUGCUUUGGCAACUCAAUCAGAGACCGAAUGUUCAAAGGAGCUGCAUAAAUCAAAGAUUGAAAUCCAGUCUUUAGUUACACUGAAAAUGCUAAGUUAGUUAGAAAAACUGAGCUUUUUUAUCUGUAUGGACUCUCAGAUAUUCUGCUAAUGAGAGGUUAUCUUGUCAGUUUAACAUUCCAUGAGUUAAGUGACAGUUGUUGGUUCUGUGGGAUCUUCAUUGAAAAACGGAGCAUACGGGUAUUUUUUACAAUCAUAGACUGGGGGUGUAAGGCUUUAAUGAAGAGGAAGACGAGAAUAUGUAGGUUUGCUGUUAUAGUUUCUAUUGUUUUCCUUUUUUGACCAAAGUGUUAUGCAAUGCUUUUUUCAAACACCCAUUGAAUGGUGGGGAGCUGAUAGCUUCACAAAGAAAAAAGGUUUAUUAUCAAUGAAGGAUCAAGAUAAGAAAUUAAUCAAUCUACGUCAGAGGGGAGAACCCUUUGCUGGACAGAUGAGUAUGUUGCCGCAUUUCAUUCUAAAUGCUACUAAACAUGCGCACAUUCUUAUGCACACAUACUAUAUGCAUAGAGCAGACUUUAUUCCCAGUCUUUGCUUCUCCCUUUGCUUCUCAUGAGACGGCUCAUUAUUUGGGCUCUUUUGCCUGUAGUACCAGGAACUUGGUGCUUUUUCAACAUACCUAAAUCUAAGGUCCACAAUACUGUUGUGUUGUGGGUUAAAGUGGUAGUCUGUGUAAUGCUGAGGUCUUCAAUUCAUUCAGAACACACCAAAAUCAUCAAACAUAACUUUAGGUGUUCUAAAUAGCAAGAGAUCUUCACAGGUGAGUUGAUGUAUACUUGACCUAGUAGAACCAAACUAGAACCAACAACAACUGGAUUAAAAUCAUAGAGGUCAAAUUAACCCAAGUCCAUGAGAAGUGAUUAACAGUCGGCGGUCAUUGCCGAUGGUUCAUUUUAAGCUGGCUAGCCUCUGUUAGCUUUUCCAGCUUCAAACCAUUUGGGAAUACCCCAAAUUAAAAACCAACUGGUCCAUUCAAAAGUUCUGUUUGCCGGGAACGUAAGACUGUUCUCAGGUCUUACCCGGUCCAAUCAAAAUUUUGCACAGACCUAAGACCAGUUGUAGGUUAAGUUAGACCUGACUCCAAUCUAAAGGGGACUAGUAAGUGUGACCUGGUUCAGUUCAGGUCUUCAGGGUUUAAAGGUUGUUCCGAAAAUCAAUAAGGUAAAUUUUAAGUUUAUCAACAGCAAAGAACUUGCGGAUUGUCACUUUAACCCAGACGAAAGGGGAUUCAGUUUGAUUGAUCUGGGCCAUGUCUUAAUGAUUCUAGGCUAGUUUUAGAGAAUUUCGGUGACCUCUGGCUUGCAUAUAACCUCUGUGACAGAUAUGCACAUUGUUAAAAAAUAAAGCCAUAGAAAAUGGUCUUUAUUUUUGAAGUAUGAGAGGAUCACUUCAAACUACUUGAAGUUUCUUCUUGGUUUUCUUCAAGUUUUUAGCCGUUUCAUGACGUAUGAACAAUUUUGAAAUGCAGACACAAUGCAGUUCUUGCAAUGACUCUUUUUUGCACACGACGGUGAGGUGUGGAGACCUUGACUCUCGGCCACUGCCCACCAAGCGUGUUCCUCUCUCUCAGGUCCCUGCCGACCUGGAUUUAAACAGGGUAAAGUGAGUGUUAUGUAUUGCAUUCAGGAGUUCCUCAGUGACCAUGCUGAUGUACUUGUAGUAUUAGUAGAUGUAGGUUCCAGGACAUUGUAGGUCCUCUGUAGAAAAAGUGUUUUUUUUCUCCACUUUAUUUCCCCCAAGGUCCCCACUCCCCCCCAUUCGGUGAAAGUGAAUGUAGUUUUAAGGUGAGACAUGCAGUGUGGAUUUUUCUCUUGGCAGUGAUGAUGGAUGGAGCGAGAGUCUGUGGCAUCAUCAGAAUGUCAUGGCUUCUCCUGCCAGUUUCUAUCUACCACUCUGUGUGCAGCAUUAACUCUACCACCAGUCCAAUGCAGUGAUUAUCUUUCAAAUGUUUCAGUUAGCCUCUUUACAUCUUUUGAUUAUUAUACAUUUUCAUGUACCUUUGUAGUUAUUGUGAAUGUUUUGGUUUUUUGUUGUUUUUCACUUUUUUGCAGAGUGAAGAGAAGGCUCUAUCAUUUUCAAAAUUUUCAACAGAUUCUUGACUUUUUUUACAUUAAUAAUUACUCUUUCCCUUGUCCACAGUGGUUUAUGAAAACAAAGAAUUACUCAGGCAAUGUCAGCUACAUUUUAUAUUGACAAUGCUGACAGUUUUUUAUGCAUUAUUUGAUUUAUUUACAAUGUGAUGUUUUGGAGCAAUUGUUGGUUUCAAACUUGAAUUACACAAGUUUUCUACUACCAUUGUUCUCAGAGCAGCUGCGUCAGGUGCAUAGACAAUAUUAUCUGUGUCCUUACGGUAAAUUAUACAUCAUCAUCACACAGACUUCUAAGGUUAAAGGGUUAUUUUAGUUAAAUUAUAUUAAAUAUACUCGAAAAAAAAUUCUCACUCACCCCAAGGUAUAUGCCGCCUUGGAAGUGGUUUUGAUUUGAUCAGCUGCAGUUUUGAAAUAUCUGUCUUUCACCCCUAUAAAAUGGGAGUGGAUAGAGUUUAGCUUGUGGUGCUCACAUUAUUAGGAAAUUUAAUAUUUAAAAACAUGUCUUUCUGCAAAAAUCAGUUCUUUAGUUCUAACUGGAAUUGGGUUUUCAUUGGAACUACUUUCUAUCAAAGAAAUAGUCAAUAUGAAACCAGCAGCAGUGUGUAUAGUGCGCAGAGACUUAAAAAUAUAUAUUUAUAAUGUACUUUCGUCAGUUAUGUAAGCACCACAUGGAUAUCUUAAAACCGAGCUUAUACAACCAGAACUAUAUACGGUGCCAGGUGAGAAAAUUCGUUUAUGCAAAUUUGAUGAUGUGACCCUUGAAUCCACAUGUUCUCAGGGAUAGAUUUUUUCAUGUAAUAGAAAUCUGUGUGAUGUGAUCGAUAAUGUCAAAGGAAAAAUCCCCCAAAAAUGCUUAAAAAUAGAGUUUAAUGACAGAAAUUCCAAAGAUUUGAAAUACAAGUGUUAUCUGUCAAGUUUGGUGUGAGAAUGGAAAGACCAAGGACUGCCAUUUUUGCAUUAAUGUUCAACAGUCUAGCUGAUCUGUACACAGAAACAGUCAGGGAAACAUAGAACCCUGCUAACUGUGUAGUAGGAUUACCCAAGAAAAUGUUCAGGGUGGCAAAGAACAAAGUCCCCUCAUGUCAGAGUAACUCCAGGAAUGUAGUGAACAUCACAGACUGCUAUGAUCUGACGGUGGAAGAGGAUCUGAAGUGGGAUUUUUCCUUUAAUGUAGCAGCAAAUGCUAAUCAAAGUUUAAAUAAAAAUAUCUACAGCUACAUUACUGCCACUGCUCUGACUUCCUAACUGGCAUAUUUUGAUACACAUAUGCUGAUGAAAGUGUUCUUUUUAUUUGCUGUAUUUGUAUUUGAAUUUUUUUGUGCAGACAAGGGAUGUCAUUUGCAAUUUCUGUACUGAAACUACCUCUUUAUUUGUCAUCAUGUUACUUUCAAAUAGGUGAUUUUUUUGUCUUAUUUAUUGGUUUCAUUGCACCAAUGUUCUGUUAUUUUGUCUCUUAUUUCACUCAGUGACCUCUCAGCUUUAGAACACGUGCUGAUGCCUGUUUUAUUUCUCAUUUUUCGAAUGCUUAAACACGUUGCCUCAUUUUCCUUUCUAACUCAGACUCGUCUGCUGCCAGCAGCUUUUAUUUCUCUGAUCUUUGACAUUUUUACAGGUUAAAUUAGUGUCAUCUUUUAAUUCACUCCUGCCCUGUUAUCCAUACCAAAGAUGAGAGAAUGUCAAUGACAAUGUCCGCGUACUGAUUAAGCAUUCACGUGAUGCAGGGCAUUCUUACUGCAGUUAACUAGUGCUUUAUUUUCCCGUGCUGACCUUUUUUAAGUACGUCUUGUUAUCUUGUGAAGGGCUGCUGGUUGUUUACACUAUAAUCACCAUAUCAUGAUAUUGUGUGUCUGGGUUUUUUCUGUGGUCCUAUGAUUGUUGUUCAUUGACAGGGCCUUUCAAGGUAACAUGUAGUGUUAACAAUGGGACUGCUAUCAACUGUGACUUUGUUAAUGCUGCUCGUGAUCAAUUAUCAAUCGGAGAAUGUAAAUGUUUAUCUCCUGUUUACAUGCUCUCACUUGCUCAUGUCACCCUGAUGCAGCGGCCUGCAACAACAGACAGUGCAGUGCAGUGUUAUCACUGGGGUUGUACUUAUAACGCUUUUAAAUGGAAGCUGCCAGCCUUACUUACUGAUGUCAUGAACGUAUGAAAAUGUCUGCCUUCAAAGUUAUAUUUUGUUUUUGUUUUUCAUCUUUCCUGUAACUUUAAGGACUGAUACAGAGAUUAUAUCCACACUUUAAGCAAUGUGAAAACCAUGUUUAACAUCCAUUAUAACCUUAGGAAAUGGUUUUCAAUCGACCUAUCAAACUGUUGGCUUUAUUAGUAAACUGACUUUUUCAAAAAUAAUAACUUUUACAGUCUAGUCAACUGACAGUUUUCACUGCUUGUGUUGGACUCCUGUUGCAAUAGUCUAAAGGUGCUGCCACUGGAUAGUCAAUGUCAUAUUAACUGUAGGAAUAGCCAUUAAAAACGUAUAGAAAAGAAACGUAAAGUCAGAUUUUGCACUAUUUUAUUUUUUUGCAGAUGUCGUCAGGGAGGAACAACUAUUAAAAGCCACUACAGGCAAACAACACAAACAUGUGUUGAACCCUGGUGCUGUAGCACUGUGAUAACUAUGUUGUUCAGGAGCACAUUAUGAUAAUGAGAAGAGUUUUGAGGAAGUGAAGGAGAAUAAAAAUCUGACAUAUCUCAGGGAAGAAAUAGAUUUACACAUGUCAACACCUGUGAUCAGACAAUUGAAACGCCUUUAUGUUUUUCUCUCAGAAAUCUCUUGUCUGCUCUUGUUACUUUAACUACCUGUGAAGAAUGUGAUCCAUUACGUGUUAAAAGCAUGUUUAGAAUAUGUUAGGACUUGAAACCAAAU
Molecule: messenger RNA, 7077 nt
Organism: Pleuronectes platessa (European plaice)
Lineage: Eukaryota; Metazoa; Chordata; Actinopteri; Pleuronectiformes; Pleuronectidae
Gene: nr6a1a
Product: nuclear receptor subfamily 6, group A, member 1a
Exons: 11
Coding region: 200-1678 (492 amino acids)
Biological process (GO): regulation of DNA-templated transcription
Molecular function (GO): zinc ion binding; DNA-binding transcription factor activity; sequence-specific DNA binding
Source: RefSeq, a predicted model, not a curated record